Messenger RNA from Eptesicus fuscus (big brown bat), 9446 nucleotides. It is a transcript of the gene MED13L, whose product is annotated as mediator complex subunit 13L. NCBI's taxonomy places the organism in Eukaryota, Metazoa, Chordata, Mammalia, Chiroptera, Vespertilionidae. The transcript has 32 exons. Gene Ontology annotation, biological process: regulation of transcription by RNA polymerase II. Bases 422 to 7081 code for a protein of 2219 amino acids. Gene Ontology annotation, cellular component: mediator complex. Gene Ontology annotation, molecular function: transcription coregulator activity. The record is from RefSeq and is a predicted model, not a curated record.
AGAUAAACAAGGCGGCGGCGGCGGCGGCGGCUGAGGAACAGGGAAGGCGGAGGCGGCGGCCGGCCCGCAGCGCCAGCCCGAGAGUCAGCGGCGGCCCUGAGAGGCGGGGAGGGCGCCGGGCCGCGCGGACAGCGCCCCCCGCCGCCGCCGGAGCCGCGGGAGCCGCCGCCGCCGCCGCCGCCCGAGCAGGAAGGAGCCGCGCGGCCGCCGCGGACCCCCCCGCCGGCCCGGGCCCGCCGCCCCCGGCGCGGCGUCGCCGCGGCGCCUCCCGCCCGCCCGCCGGCCCUCGCGCCCUUCCCCGGCGGCGGCGGCGGCCCGGCCGCCCCGCGCUCCCCGGCGAGGCGCCGCCACCCGGCCCGGCCUCGCCUCGGACGCCUCGCUCCGACAUGCCCCGCUCUGGCGGCCGGGCUCGCGGAGGAUCAUGACUGCGGCAGCGAACUGGGUGGCGAACGGGGCGAGCCUGGAGGAUUGUCACUCCAACCUCUUCUCGCUGGCUGAACUCACGGGAAUCAAAUGGCGUAGGUACAAUUUUGGAGGGCAUGGGGACUGUGGACCCAUAAUUUCAGCCCCAGCCCAAGAUGAUCCAAUCCUGUUAAGUUUCAUCCGCUGUCUGCAAGCCAACUUGCUAUGUGUAUGGCGUCGUGAUGUCAAACCAGAUUGCAAAGAAUUAUGGAUAUUCUGGUGGGGAGAUGAACCCAACUUAGUGGGCGUAAUACAUCAUGAACUGCAAGUUGUGGAAGAAGGACUCUGGGAAAAUGGCCUUUCCUAUGAAUGUCGGACGCUACUCUUCAAAGCAAUCCACAAUCUGUUAGAAAGGUGCCUAAUGGAUAAGAACUUCGUUAGGAUUGGGAAAUGGUUUGUUCGACCGUAUGAAAAGGAUGAAAAGCCAGUGAACAAAAGUGAACAUUUGUCCUGUGCUUUCACAUUCUUUCUUCAUGGGGAAAGUAAUGUAUGCACAAGUGUGGAGAUUGCCCAACACCAGCCAAUUUAUUUGAUCAAUGAGGAGCAUAUACACAUGGCUCAGUCUUCACCUGCACCAUUUCAAGUACUGGUAAGUCCUUAUGGAUUAAAUGGCACGCUAACAGGCCAAGCAUACAAGAUGUCCGACCCAGCCACCCGUAAGUUGAUCGAGGAAUGGCAGUAUUUCUACCCAAUGGUGCUGAAAAAGAAAGAAGAAUUGAAAGAAGAAGAGUUGGGAUAUGACAAUGAUUUCCCCGUGGCAGUCGAAGUAAUUGUUGGUGGUGUCCGGAUGGUUUAUCCUUCAGCUUUUGUUCUGAUCUCUCAGAAUGACAUCCCGGUUCCUCAGAGCAUUGCAAGUGCUGGAGGCCAUAUUUCAGUUGGGCAGCAGGGACUUGGUAGUGUGAAGGACCCAAGUAACUGUGGGAUGCCUCUUACCCCGCCCACCUCUCCAGAACAGGCUGCCACAGGUGAGAGUGGAGGUGCUCAGAGUGCUGUCAGUCACUUAGGUUCCCAAGAUGGGGGGAUGAUAACUAUGCACAGUCCAAAGAGAUCGGGGAAGAUUCCUCUAAAACUCCACAAUCAUAUGGUCCAUCGAGUCUGGAAGGAAUGCAUCCUCAACAGAACGCAGUCCAAGAGGAGCCAAGUGUCAACUCCAACUCUUGAAGAAGAGCCUGCUAACAAUCCUGCUACUUGGGAUUUUGUGGAUCCAACCCAAAGAGUCAGCUGUUCUUGCUCUAGGCAUAAACUUUUAAAACGUUGUGCCGUAGGAACCAACCGACCUCCCACAAUAUCUCAACCAGGGUUCAAUGCAGGACCAUCAUCAUCUUCAUCUUUACCACCUCCUGCUUCUUCUAAGCACAAAACAACAGAAAGACAGGAAAAGGGAGACAAGUUGCAAAAAAGACCCUUGAUACCAUUUCACCAUAGGCCCUCUGUGGCCGAAGAGUUAUGCAUGGAACAGGAUACACCAGGGCAGAAGCUAGGGUUGGCAGGGAUAGACUCCUCCUUAGAUGUGUCCAGCAGUAGGAAGUAUGAUAAGCAAAUGGCCGUGCCUUCCAGAAACACAAGCAAGCAAAUGAAUCUGAAUCCUAUGGAUUCACCUCAUUCCCCUAUUUCCCCUCUGCCGCCAACACUCAGCCCUCAGCCACGAGGUCAGGAAACGGAGACUCUGGACCCACCAUCUGUCCCUGUGAAUCCAGCCCUCUAUGGAAAUGGGCUGGAACUCCAGCAGUUGUCUACUCUGGAUGACAGAACUGUCCUCGUAGGCCAAAGACUGCCUCUGAUGGCAGAGGUCAGCGAGACAGCCUUAUAUUGUGGGAUUAGGCACUCGAACCCGGAGUCAUCAGAUAAGUGGUGGCAUAGUUUUUGUCUCCCACCCAUUGAUGAUGUUGAGUUCCGGCCUCCAGAGCUUCAGGGUGAGAGGUGUGAUGCCAAAAUGGAGGUAAACUCAGAGAGCACUGCAUUGCAAAGACUCUUAGCACAACCUAAUAAACGGUUUAAAAUCUGGCACGACAAGCAGCCCCAGAUGCAGCCACUCCACUUCCUUGACCCAUUGCCUCUAUCACAACAACCUGGAGACAGUUUGGGAGAAGUCAAUGACCCAUAUACCUUUGAGGACGGUGACAUAAAAUACAUCUUUACAGCAAACAAGAAAUGCAAACAAGGGACGGAAAAAGAUUCCCUGAAAAAGAAUAAGUCAGAGGAUGGAUUUGGUACCAAGGAUGUCACUACACCAGGUCAUUCCACGCCGGUGCCUGAUGGGAAAAAUGCCAUGUCUAUUUUCAGUUCUGCUACUAAAACAGAUGUCCGGCAAGAUAAUGCUGCUGGCAGAGCUGGCUCCAGUAGCCUUACGCAGGUGACAGAUUUGGCACCUUCCCUGCAUGACUUAGACAACAUCUUUGAUAAUUCUGAUGAUGACGAACUUGGGGCUGUAUCACCUGCACUUCGUUCAUCAAAAAUGCCAACGGUUGGGACUGAAGACCGACCUCUUGGAAAGGAUGGAAGAGCUGCUGUUCAUUACGCACCAACAGUUGCAGACCUGCAAAGGAUGUUCCCCACCCCUCCUUCUUUGGAACAGCACCCUGCAUUUUCUCCUGUGAUGAGUUAUAAAGACGGGAUCAGUUCAGAGACAGUGACAGCACUAGGCAUGAUGGAGAGUCCUAUGGUCAGUAUGGUUUCAACACAACUCACUGAAUUCAAAAUGGAAGUGGAAGAUGGCUUAGGAAGCCCCAAGCCAGAGGAAAUAAAGGACUUCUCAUAUGUGCACAAAGUUCCAACUUUUCAACCUUUUGUGGGAUCCUCCAUGUUUGCUCCACUGAAGAUGUUGCCGAGCCAAUGCCUGCUACCUCUGAAGAUACCUGAUGCCUGUCUGUUUCGGCCUUCGUGGGCAAUCCCUCCUAAAAUUGAACAACUGCCCAUGCCACCUGCAGCCACUUUUGUUAGAGAUGGCUACAACAAUGUGCCUAGCGUCGGGAGCCUAGCAGACCCAGACUAUCUGAACACACCACAGAUGAACACACCAGUGACGCUGAACAGUGCUGCCCCAGCCAGCAACAGUGGAGCAGGAGUUCUGCCAUCGCCAGCAACCCCUCGCUUCUCUGUCCCCACGCCACGAACCCCCAGGACCCCAAGAACUCCCAGAGGUGGGGGUACUGCCAGUGGUCAAGGGUCUGUUAAAUAUGACAGCACCGAUCAGGGGUCACCAGCCUCUACCCCCUCUACCACGCGGCCCCUUAACUCUGUGGAGCCUGCCACCAUGCAACCAAUUCCAGAAGCCCACAGUCUCUAUGUCACCCUGAUUCUCUCUGAUUCUGUGAUGAAUAUCUUUAAAGACAGAAACUUUGACAGCUGUUGCAUCUGUGCCUGCAACAUGAACAUCAAAGGGGCAGAUGUCGGGCUUUACAUCCCCGAUUCUUCCAACGAGGACCAGUACCGCUGUACCUGUGGGUUCAGUGCGAUUAUGAAUCGCAAACUUGGUUACAAUUCGGGACUCUUCCUGGAAGAUGAGUUGGAUAUUUUUGGGAAGAAUUCUGAUAUCGGUCAGGCUGCAGAGAGGCGCUUAAUGAUGUGUCAGACCACCUUCCUUCCUCAGAUGGAGGCAGCCAGAAAACCCCAGGAGCCACCUAUAAGCCUUCUCCUCCUCCUGCAGAAUCAACACACACAACCUUUUGCUUCACUGAGUUUCCUGGACUACAUUUCCUCUCACAGUCGCCAAACGCUUCCCUGUAUAAGCUGGAGUUACGACCGGGUGCAAGCAGAUAAUAACGAUUACUGGACGGAAUGCUUUAAUGCCUUGGAGCAGGGGCGGCAGUAUGUGGAUAAUCCCACAGGUGGAAAAGUGGAUGAAGCGCUGGUGAGAAGUGCCACUGUGCACUCUUGGCCUCAUAGCAACGUGCUGGACAUCAGCAUGCUCUCCUCCCAGGAUGUGGUCCGUAUGCUGUUGUCCCUGCAGCCCUUUCUCCAAGACGCCAUCCAGAAGAAGCGCACGGGCAGGACCUGGGAGAACAUCCAGCAUGUGCAGGGACCGCUCACCUGGCAGCAGUUCCACAAGAUGGCAGGCCGGGGCACCUACGGUUCAGAAGAGUCUCCUGAGCCGUUGCCCAUCCCCACCCUGCUGGUAGGCUAUGACAAAGACUUCCUCACCAUCUCGCCAUUCUCCUUGCCGUUUUGGGAGAGGCUGUUGUUGGACCCAUAUGGGGGCCACCGUGAUGUUGCCUAUAUUGUGGUGUGUCCAGAAAAUGAGGCCUUGCUCGAAGGAGCCAAAACUUUCUUCAGGGACUUGAGCGCUGUAUAUGAGAUGUGUAGGCUUGGGCAGCACAAGCCCAUCUGCAAAGUGCUACGUGAUGGGAUCAUGCGUGUGGGGAAGACCGUGGCACAGAAGCUGACGGACGAGCUUGUGAGUGAGUGGUUUAACCAGCCGUGGAGCAGCGAGGAGAAUGACAAUCAUUCCAGACUCAAACUUUAUGCGCAAGUUUGCCGCCAUCACCUAGCACCUUAUUUAGCCACUCUGCAGCUUGAUAGCAGCCUGUUGACGCCACCUAAGUACCAGACCCCACCAGCAGCAGCACAGGGACUAGCUACUCCUGGGAACACUGGGCCUUUAGCUUCAAAUGCAGGAUCUGCAGCUCCCUCCGCUGGCGGUGCAUUUAAUCCCACCUCCAAUGGCAGUUCUGCGAACCCUGCAGCAAGUAGUUCUGCGUCUGGUUCCACCGUGCCACCGGUCUCAUCGUCUGCCUCUGCUCCCGUCGUUAACCAGCUAGGCACUACCUCUUCGUCAGGAUUCAGUGGUAGUGUUGGAGGGCAGAACCCCAGCUCUGGGACCAGUUCUGCUGAUAGAACGCAAGGGAACAUAGGCUGUGGUGGAGACCCUGAGCCUGGGCAGAGCUCCUCUCAGCCCUCACAGGAUGGACAAGAAAGUGUUACAGAGAGGGAGAGAAUAGGAAUUCCCACGGAGCCUGACUCCGCAGACAGCCAAGCCUAUCCUCCAGCUGUGGUCAUUUACAUGGUGGACCCCUUCACCUACACUGCAGAGGAAGACUCUACCUCUGGGAACUUUUGGCUGUUGAGUUUGAUGCGCUGCUACACAGAGAUGCUGGAUAAUUUACCUGAGCAUAUGAGAAAUUCUUUCAUUCUCCAGAUUGUGCCUUGCCAGUCCAUGCUGCAGACAAUGAAGGAUGAACAAGUUUUCUACAUUCAAUACUUGAAGUCCAUGGCAUUUUCAGUGUACUGCCAGUGCAGGCGACCUCUGCCUACACAGAUCCACAUUAAGUCCCUCACAGGGUUCGGGCCUGCCGCCAGCAUUGAGAUGACUCUCAAGAACCCGGAGCGGCCCAGCCCCAUCCAGCUUUACUCCCCUCCUUUUAUAUUGGCCCCAAUCAAAGACAAGCAGACAGAAGCCCCAAACAAAGACAAGCAGACAGAGCUGGGAGAGAUACUUGGUGAAGCGAGCCAGAAAUACAAUGUGCUCUUUGUGGGCUAUUGUUUGUCUCACGACCAGCGCUGGCUUUUGGCUUCCUGCACUGACCUCCAUGGGGAGUUACUAGAAACCUGCAUUGUAAAUAUUGCUUUACCAAACAGAUCACGGAAGAGUAAAGUAUCUGCACGUAAAAUUGGACUGCAGAAGUUAUGGGAAUGGUGCAUAGGUAUUGUCCAAAUGACAUCUCUACCCUGGAGAGUUGUUAUUGGGCGACUCGGGCGUCUUGGCCAUGGGGAGCUUAAAGAUUGGAGUAUCCUCCUUGGAGAAUGUUCACUGCAGACAAUCAGUAAACGGCUCAAGGACAUGUGCCGGAUGUGUGGAAUCUCUGCCACAGACUCUCCUUCUAUCCUUAGUGCCUGCCUGGUUGCCAUGGAGCCCCAGGGGUCCUUUGUAGUGAUGCCAGAUGCUGUCACAAUGGGCUCUGUUUUUGGCCGAAGUACUGCAUUAAAUAUGCAGUCAUCUCAGCUUAACACCCCUCAAGAUGCUUCUUGUACACACAUCUUGGUAUUCCCAACAUCUUCAACCAUCCAAGUGGCUCCAGCCAACUAUCCCAAUGAAGAUGGGUUUAGCCCCAACAAUGAUGACAUGUUUGUUGACCUUCCAUUCCCAGAUGAUAUGGACAAUGACAUUGGCAUAUUAAUGACUGGGAACCUCCAUUCCUCCCCCAACUCCUCCCCGGUCCCUUCCCCCGGCUCUCCUUCUGGAAUCGGUGUGGGGUCUCACUUCCAGCACAGCCGGAGCCAGGGCGAGCGCCUUCUUUCUCGAGAGGCUCCGGAGGAGCUGAAGCAGCAGCCGCUGGCCCUGGGGUAUUUCGUAUCAACUGCCAAAGCUGAGAAUCUCCCCCAGUGGUUUUGGUCAUCGUGUCCCCAGGCUCAGAACCAGUGUCCCCUCUUCCUAAAGGCGUCACUGCAUCACCACAUCUCUGUAGCACAGACGGACGAACUUCUCCCCACCCGCAACUCUCAGUGGGUUCCACAUCCUCUCGACUCCAAAACCACAUCUGAUGUUCUGAGGUUUGUUUUGGAGCAGUACAACGCUCUGUCCUGGCUCACGUGCAAUCCGGCCACCCAGGACCGCACCUCCUGCCUUCCCGUCCACUUUGUGGUGCUCACUCAGUUGUACAAUGCCAUCAUGAAUAUACUCUAAUGGAAUAGCACUUGUCCUCUGGCUCGGUUCCUUCUCCUGCAGCCUCAGUCACGGAGCCUGCUGCGCUCUGCAGGUGCCCGCCCACCUCCCGAGACCCCUGCACAGGCCUGCACUGUGACUCCUCCGCAGGCGUGUUGUCCUGCAGCGCUCCUCACAGAGUGACUCACGGACACUCCCUCCACAGCAGCGACUCCAGCCAGGCUGUGGUGUGGGCACCCGGACCCUGGCUCAUGGGAAGCUCCGGCUGGUGUUGGUUUUUAGGAGGAAACAGAAGAGACGGUAUCCUUUUGCACACAAGAGCCUGUGUUUUCAGUCUCAGUCUAAAACUAAGGGUACAGUAGCUGAAACCCAACUCAGACCCACCAUAGGAUUCUUUGACUACAUACCUCUGUCCUAAGAACCAGAAAAGGAGUGAAAACAAAUUGGGGAGAUAUGCAUAAAAAGGAAUAUAUUUCUAACCACCCAGCAGCAGGUUUUGCUAAGAACAAAUUGGGUAAGCAUUCUGCCUAUUCCUUGUUAAAGUGGCCAGCGUGUCAGCGUUUCAUGAAGGAUACCAUUUUAUACAGAAGGCAGUCAAGCCCAACCUAGAGCCAUGGAGGCACGCCCCUUCCUUAGUUUUAUAGUCGCCGGGGGGAUAUAUUUUCUAGUGAAUUCUUACUGAAAGCCAGGUCUCUCCUCUCAUUAGGUCAAAGGGGACUCAUGUACAUACUACAAUUGAAAGUGUUUGCUCAUAAAAUCAGUUACAAAUAUGGUGAAUUUUUUCUGGACCAUAGUAAUAUUAUUUCAAAGAAAUAUUACAACUUAACCAUUAAAUUAGUACUUGAAGUUGAGCCUUCGUGGUGGGACUUUUUUUAAAAAAUGCCUUUUUAAAGCAUUAGUGGCUAAUUGAAGUAUUUUAUGACUCCUCAUUCCAGGCCCGAGAGGGUUGUCUUUAAGAUUCCGUUUCAGCCCUCGCUGGCGUGUGUUGUCAGAGGGCGGUGUGGGGGCUGGCCCGAGAGCCGCUCUCGCCAGGCCUGGGGCGCUAGUCGUCUGUGCAGAGAACCGUGCAAACUACGAACGUUCUUCCAAGAGACUGCCAUGUCCUGGUUGUUAACAGAAAGGAAAAUGUAAUAACAAUAGGAUUUUGUAAAAGUAUUUUUCUUGAAAUAAUCUAACGUUUAAAACAUUAUAUUAAAAAAAAGUGGUGUGGUGGGAAUGUGAAAGCAGAGAAAUAACUUGUAAAUGGAUAAUUUUGUUCUCUGUUCCACCAAUUGAGGGGGGUUGACUUUCGCAAUGUAUAGGUUUAAAAAAAUCUGAUAUAUCAAAACCAUUUGUAUCUAAUGUGUACAGUGUAAAAUUGACUUUAAAAAUAUUGCAGUGCUAUUUUUUCUUAAUCAGAAAGGAAAAAUUCUCAAGGCCUUUUGAAGAGCAUAAGAUGAUGAAGAUUGUAAACUUGUAUAAAAUUAUCUUGGUGAGAAGACAAAUUGUAAAGUAGAUAUUUGUAAUCUUUUACCACUUUGGGGUUGCUUUUUUUUCCAGAAUUCAUCAGAACUUUGAAUUUUUUUUUUUAAUGGGCUGUUUUUAAUGCAGGGGCUUUUCUUCCCUAGAAACCCAAUUCUAAGCAAAAAAAGAAAAAGAAAAAAAAAACAAAAAACAAACAAACAAAAAAACCCUACAAAAAUUUAAAAAAAAAAGGCAGCAAAGGGUAGAUUUCAUCUGGUGUCUUUUAUUUAAGUUUUUUAAGUUAAGAAAAGCUGGUGACAUAUUUAUACGUUUUUGUGCAAAAAUAAAUGAAUGGCAAUAGAUUUUAAAAAAUCUUAUUAUGUACUUCUGUGUGAAAGUCUGUAUAAUAUUUCCCUUAAAUAUGCAUUAUUUUACUUGUGAGUUUUUUACUGAAUUAAUCUGAAAUGUACAAGCCCUGGAUUUGCUACAGAGUGAGAAGUUAUUUUAUUUUUUUUUAAUUUUUAAUUUUGGCAAUCCUGCAGAAAUCAGAACUCUUACUAUGGUUUGAGCUAAAAAGGGGAAUCGGGCGGGAGGGGGGUAUCCAGCAUGCCUGUAUGUAUAUCUCAGAGCCUUUUUUAAAUGUAAAAGCUGUACAUUUCUGGGAAGUUCUGAAUUUUUUUUUUGUUUUUUUCUUUUUUCCUUCAAGCAUUUUGCAGUGAGCUUCUUUUAUAUAUAGCAAACAAUUUGAAAGAAUACAAAAAUAUGUGAAGUUCAUUGAAAAAAACCCUGCAGUAUAACGCUGGUACAGUACACUAAAAGACUUUGAUAAAAGAAACAAUACUAAAAGGCCUCCAUUUUAAAUGUCAUUCAUAUAUACCUUGUGAAUGAGAGCUAUAUACUUUUACACACUUUUUUAGAGGAAUAAAUUAUUGAAUUACUGAGA